Drosophila rhopaloa is the source of this 1587-nucleotide messenger RNA. RefSeq names its product nitrilase and fragile histidine triad fusion protein NitFhit (gene NitFhit). Gene Ontology annotation, biological process: nucleobase-containing compound metabolic process. Bases 129 to 1520 code for a protein of 463 amino acids. Gene Ontology annotation, molecular function: hydrolase activity, acting on carbon-nitrogen (but not peptide) bonds, in linear amides; bis(5'-adenosyl)-triphosphatase activity. The record is from RefSeq and is a predicted model, not a curated record. Lineage: Eukaryota; Metazoa; Arthropoda; Insecta; Diptera; Drosophilidae. The transcript has a single exon.
UACACACUGUUGCCAUUACCAGGAAAACGCCGACAAUAACGGGAGCCGUAAACAACCUAGAGAAAAUAAUUGAUAACAACCUGCGACGUAAUUAGAACGGAAUUUUCCACCGUAGGCGGCCUGUUUCAAUGUCAGUUCUAGUCAGAUUUAUACGACGAAGCAUAGUGACCACCCCCCAUACGCAGAAACUACGCAGGAUGUCUGUCCAAGAGCCUAGAGGUCAAAGGGCGACCAUUGCCGUGGGCCAAAUGCGAUCCACCAGUGACAAGGUGGCCAAUCUCUGCCAGGUAAAGGAGCUGGUAGCUAGGGCCAAGUCUAGGAACGCCUGCAUGCUCUUCCUUCCCGAAUGUUGCGAUUUUGUGGGCGAGAACCACGCCCAGACUCUGGAGAUGUCUGAAAAACUGGAUGGAGAGCUGAUGGCCCAGUACUGCGAUCUGGCCAAAAGCAACGGGAUCUGGCUGUCCCUGGGCGGAGUGCACGAACGGAACGACCAGGGUAAGAUCUACAACGCGCACGUUCUGGUAAAUGAGAAAGGAGAGCUGGCCGCGGUAUACAGGAAAAUGCAUUUGUUCGACGCCACCACCAAAGAGAUAAGCCUGCGGGAGUCGAACACCGUGACGCCGGGCGAGCGCCUAGAGCGGCCAAUAAGCACGCCCGCCGGUCAGGUUGGACUCCAAAUCUGCUACGAUCUCCGGUUUGCCGAGCCAGCGGUGCUGUUAAGAAAACUGGGUGCACAGUUGCUCACGUACCCGGCUGCCUUUACCUACGCCACGGGCAAGGCACACUGGGAGAUACUAUUGCGGGCGAGGGCGAUCGAGACGCAGUGCUUUGUGAUCGCAGCGGCCCAGCAAGGAUGGCAUAACCAGAAGCGGCAGAGUUGGGGUCACAGCAUGAUAGUCAGCCCUUGGGGAAAGGUGCUGGCCAACUGCGGCGGCGAGCAGGAGCUUGAAAUCGGAAUUGCCGAAGUGGACCUUUCGACGCUGGAGGCCCUGUAUCAGAGCAUGCCCAGUUUUCAACACCGGCGGCACGAUCUUUAUAGCCUGACGGCCUACAACAUUCGGAGCAAGAAACCUGCAGAGGAUCGCCCCUUUGCCCACAACAUUGUGGACAAACGCACAAUUUUCUACGAAUCGGAGCACUGCUUUGCCUUUACCAACUUACGUUGCGUGGUCGAUGGUCAUGUUCUGGUAUCAACCAAGCGGGUAACUCCGCGGCUUUGCGGCCUCGACUGUGCUGAGAUGGCGGAUAUGUUCGCGACGGUUUGCAUGGUGCAGAGGCUGCUGGAGAAGAUUUACAAAACUACUUCGGCCACCGUAACGGUGCAGGACGGCGCCCAGGCCGGACAAACUGUUCCCCACGUGCACUUCCACGUUAUGCCCCGCCGCAACGGGGACUUUGGCCACAACGAUCAGAUAUACGUGAAACUAGACGAAUGCGCCGAAGAAAAGCCACCCCGCACGAUCCAGGAGAGGAUCGAGGAGGCGAAAGUGUACCGUAAGUUUCUGCUGGACUGUAGCUAACUGCUAGUCCCGACUCUUUCCUCAGUCAUGUGUUUAUUACUAUAAUAAAUAACCCGUCGAUCGCCCA